GUCACGGGCGGCCGCGGCUGCAGUUCGCGCGGCGUCCCGGAACGGAGCGAGCCGGCGUUGGCGCUCUAGGUCCGGCGAGGAGCAUGUCGGGGCGAGGCAAGCAGGGCGGCAAGGUGCGCGCCAAGGCCAAGUCGCGCUCGUCGCGCGCGGGCCUGCAGUUCCCGGUGGGGCGCGUGCACCGGCUGCUGCGCAAGGGCAACUACGCGGAGCGCGUGGGCGCCGGCGCCCCGGUGUACCUGGCGGCCGUGCUGGAGUACCUGACGGCCGAGAUCCUGGAGCUGGCGGGCAACGCGGCGCGCGACAACAAGAAGACGCGCAUCAUCCCGCGCCACCUGCAGCUGGCCAUCCGCAACGACGAGGAGCUCAACAAGCUGCUGGGCCGCGUCACCAUCGCGCAGGGCGGCGUCCUGCCCAACAUCCAGGCCGUGCUGCUGCCCAAGAAGACCGAGAGCCAGAAGGUGAAGAGCAAGUGAACCCGACGGGUGCAGAGCCCGCCGCCGUCCGCAGCCAAUAAAAUCGGUGAAAAGCGA
Messenger RNA from Psammomys obesus (fat sand rat), 530 nucleotides. RefSeq names its product histone H2A.J. Gene Ontology annotation, molecular function: structural constituent of chromatin; DNA binding; protein heterodimerization activity. The record is from RefSeq and is a predicted model, not a curated record. The transcript has a single exon. Bases 84 to 473 code for a protein of 129 amino acids. NCBI's taxonomy places the organism in Eukaryota, Metazoa, Chordata, Mammalia, Rodentia, Muridae. Gene Ontology annotation, cellular component: nucleosome.